Molecule: messenger RNA, 1816 nt
Organism: Saimiri boliviensis boliviensis (Bolivian squirrel monkey)
Lineage: Eukaryota; Metazoa; Chordata; Mammalia; Primates; Cebidae
Gene: JDP2
Product: Jun dimerization protein 2
Biological process (GO): regulation of transcription by RNA polymerase II
Cellular component (GO): nucleus
Molecular function (GO): DNA-binding transcription factor activity, RNA polymerase II-specific; RNA polymerase II cis-regulatory region sequence-specific DNA binding
Source: RefSeq, a predicted model, not a curated record
AGGGAGGAAUUUUCUGGUACUGGGUUCCACAGGGAAAGGACAUGCUAAUUAAUGCCCCCGGCUUUGCCUCAGUCUCUUUCUCGUAGGUAUCUCACACACUCACCUUUAACUUUGAUUGGUUUCAUCUCCUAUUCAGGGUGUCUUAACAAGUAUGCAGAAUAGGAUGUGUGAUUGGAGGGGAGGCACCAUGCCAGACCAAAAAUAGCUUCCUCUGAAACAGGUGCAAAGGUGCUUGAGGUUCCGCUGUUAUAAUUCCCUCUCUUCAGAGACUGCAUGCUGCCGUUUACAUCCCAGCUCCACCAAUUUGAACUGUGUACAACCUCGAGUUGGCCUGCCGCUCCUCCUGCUAUGAUGCCUGGGCAGAUCCCGGACCCUUCGGUGACUGCAGGCUCCCUGCCAGGGCUUGGCCCCCUGACUGGACUCCCCAGCUCAGCCCUGACUGCAGAGGAGCUGAAAUACGCUGACAUCCGCAACCUCGGGGCCAUGAUCGCACCCUUGCACUUCCUGGAGAUGAAACUGGGCAAGAGGCCCCAGCCCGUGAAAAGUGAGCUAGAUGAGGAAGAGGAGCGAAGGAAAAGGCGCCGGGAGAAGAACAAAGUCGCAGCAGCACGAUGCCGGAACAAGAAGAAGGAGCGCACGGAGUUCCUGCAGCGGGAAUCGGAGCGGCUGGAACUCAUGAACGCAGAGCUGAAGACUCAGAUCGAGGAGCUGAAGCAGGAGCGGCAGCAGCUCAUCCUGAUGCUGAACCGGCACCGCCCCACCUGCAUCGUCCGGACCGACAGCGUCAAGACUCCCGAGUCAGAAGGCAACCCGCUGCUCGAGCAGCUCGAGAAGAAGUGACCAUGGGCUGGGAGGAGGUGGAGGAGGAGGAAGAGGAGGAGGAGGAAAAGUGACGAAGAGCGAGGAGGAGGGGGCGCCCAGAGAGCCCUUCCUUUGGUGCAUGAAAAACUGUGCAAUGAGAUUCGGCACAGCCAACAUCAGCCGAGCUUUUUUGUGAAACUCAGAUCAGCCACCCAGGGGGAAAAGCGGGCUGAGGAAACUCACUGAGACCAAAGUUGACCCUAGGGUAGGGUGGUCCUGCCUGGGGCCCCACUUGAAGGUGGCAGGACAGAGGCACCGAGGCCAGGGAGAUGCCCAACAAGGCAACCCUGGGCCCUUCUUCAGCCUCUUCACCAGGGCACCCACCCGAGGAACCUCCCAACAGCCAGGAAAAGCCAUGAGUUGCCACCAAAAUGCGGCUGAGGAUGGAACUCCGAAUGAAACUGCAACCCACAUGCCCCCGGCCCUGCCCCUCACCCUGAUGCGAAGCUGGAGAGGGGCAUGCUGCGGGGCCCUGAUGCCCCCACCCACCUCGGUCCAGCGCGGCCCUGCCCAGGAGGCGGCAGCCGGGCGCACCCUCGCCAGCCCUGCUGGAGUUUGCUGUGGGCACUGAGGCGCGGGCGCCCUUCCAAAGCACAUACUCACCGAAUGUUUACAGACUGGCUGUCCUGGCAGGGCUUUCAACUGCACAUGUUUUUUAUACUUUCCUUUUUUUUUUUUUUUUUUUUUUUUAAAUAUUUUUUACAAGAAAAGAUUUUAUACAAGCAAUAUAUAUAUGGAUUUCUAUAAUCACUCGAUGUGAUACAGUAUAAAUAUGCUAUGGUUUGUUUGUUAUGAACAGAUAGCCACCAGUUACGGCCGUUGUGUGUAACUCCUAAGUACUGUAGUCUCUGGGUGUCGGGGGUGGCCGGGGCGGGGGCGGGGUGCAUUUCCAUCCUUGUAAACCCUUCAUAGUACUCAGUCCUGUAUCGCUCAGUAAACAUUGCUCUUACAUACA